AUGACCCUGCAACCUGUGGAAGGAAGACCUCAAGCACUGAAAGUCAGACAAAACAGGAAGACAAAGAAAUAUGUUGCAGAUGAACAAGCAAGAAUAAGACCACAGCUUGCCAAAGAAAGGAUUGAGGGAUGCCAUAUUUGUACAUCUGUAACACCUGGAGAACCUCAAGUCUUCCUAGGCAAAGAUAAAGCUUUCACUUUUGAUUAUGUGUUUGACAUUGACUCCCAACAAGAGCAGAUCUACACUCAAUGCAUAGAAAAACUAAUUGAGGGCUGUUUCGAAGGAUAUAAUGCUACAGUUUUUGCCUAUGGACAAACUGGAGCUGGCAAAACAUACACAAUGGGAACAGGAUUUGAUGUUAACAUCAUUGAGGAAGAACAGGGUAUUAUUUCUCGUGCUGUUAAACAUCUUUUCAAGAGUAUUGAAGAAAAAAAGCACACUUCCAUUAAAAACGGACUUCCUCCUCCAGAUUUUAAAGUGAAUGCCCAGUUCUUAGAGCUAUAUAAUGAAGAGGUUCUUGACUUAUUUGAUACUACUCGUGAUAUUGAUGCAAAAACUAAAAAAUCAAAUAUAAAGAUUCAUGAAGAUUCAGCUGGAGGAAUUUAUACUGUGGGCGUCACAACACGUACAGUGAAUACAGAAUCCGAGAUGAUGCAGUGUUUGAAGCUGGGUGCUUUAUCUCGGACAACUGCUAGUACCCAAAUGAAUGUUCAGAGCUCUCGUUCACAUGCCAUUUUUACCAUUCACUUGUGUCAAACCAGAAUGUGUCCCCAAAUAGAUGCUGAAAGUGCAACUGAUAAUAAAGUGAUUUCUGAAUCAUCACAGAUGAAUGAAUUUGAAACUCUGACUGCAAAGUUCCAUUUUGUUGAUCUGGCAGGUUCAGAAAGACUGAAGCGUACUGGAGCUACAGGCGAGAGAGCAAAAGAAGGCAUUUCCAUCAACUGUGGACUUUUGGCACUUGGCAAUGUAAUAAGUGCAUUGGGAGACAAGAGCAAGAGGGCCACUCAUGUUCCCUAUAGAGAUUCUAAGCUGACAAGACUACUACAGGAUUCUCUUGGGGGCAAUAGCCAAACAAUCAUGAUAGCAUGUGUCAGCCCUUCAGACAGAGAUUUUAUGGAAACUUUAAAUACCCUGAAAUAUGCCAAUCGAGCUAGAAAUAUCAAGAACAAAGUGAUGGUCAAUCAGGACAGAGCUAGUCAGCAGAUCAAUGCACUCCGUAGUGAGAUCACACGACUUCAGAUGGAACUUAUGGAGUAUAAAACAGGCAAAAGAAUAAUUGACGAAGAGGGAGUGGAAAGCAUCAAUGACAUGUUUCAUGAGAAUGCAAUGCUACAGACUGAAAAUAACAACCUGCGUGUAAGAAUUAAAGCCAUGCAAGAGACAGUUGAUGCACUGAGGACCAGAAUCACACAGCUUGUUAGUGAUCAGGCCAACCAAGUUCUUGUCAGAGCAGGUGAAGGGAAUGAGGAGAUUAGUAAUAUGAUUCAUAACUAUAUUAAAGAAAUUGAAGAUCUCAGGGCAAAAUUAUUAGAAAGUGAAGCAGUGAAUGAGAAUCUUCGAAAAAACUUGACAAGAGCCACAUCAAGAUCACCAUAUUUCAGUGGAUCAUCAGCUUUCUCCCCUACUAUAGUAUCCUCAGAUAAAGAGACCAUUGAGAUUAUAGACCUAGCUAAGAAAGAUUUAGAGAAGCUGAAAAGAAAAGAAAAGAAGAAGAAAAAAAGGCUACAGAAACUUGAGGAAAGCAAUCGAGAAGAAAGAAGUGUGGCUGGUAAAGAGGAUAAUACAGACACUGACCAAGAGAAGAAAGAAGGAAAGAAUAUUUCAGAAAGAGAAAACAUUGAAUUAGAAGUUGAAGAAAGUCAAGAAGUGAGUGAUCAUGAAGAUGAGGAAGAGGAAGAGGAGGAGGAAGAAGAUGACAUUGAAGGGGGUGAAAGCUCUGAUGAAUCAGAUUCUGAAUCAGAUGAAAAAGCCAAUUAUCAAGCAGAUUUAGCAAACAUUACUUGUGAAAUUGCGAUCAAGCAAAAGCUGAUUGAUGAACUAGAAAAUAGCCAGAAAAGACUGCAGACGCUGAAAAAACAGUAUGAAGAGAAGCUAAUGAUGCUACAACAUAAAAUUCGGGACACACAGCUUGAAAGAGACCAAGUGCUUCAAAACUUAGGCUCAGUGGAAUCUUACUCAGAAGAAAAGGCAAAAAAAGUUAGGUCUGAAUAUGAAAAGAAACUACAAGCCAUGAAUAAAGAACUGCAGAGACUUCAGGCAGCUCAGAAAGAGCAUGCAAGGUUGCUUAAAAAUCAGUCCCAAUAUGAAAAACAAUUGAAGAAAUUACAACAGGAUGUGAUGGAAAUGAAGAAAACUAAGGUUCGCUUAAUGAAACAAAUGAAAGAAGAACAAGAAAAAGCCCGAUUGACAGAAUCUAGAAGAAACAGAGAGAUUGCUCAACUGAAAAAGGAUCAACGUAAAAGAGAUCAUCAACUUAGACUUCUAGAAGCCCAAAAAAGAAACCAAGAAGUGGUUCUUCGUCGCAAAACAGAAGAGGUUACAGCUCUUCGUCGGCAAGUAAGGCCCAUGUCAGAUAAAGUGGCUGGGAAAGUCACUCGGAAGUUGAGCUCAUCUGAUACUCCUGUUCAGGACACAGGUUCCAGUGCAGCUGCUGUAGAAACAGAUGCAUUAAGGGCUGGAGCCCAGCAAAAAAUGAGAAUUCCUGUGGCAAGAGUCCAGGCCUUACCUACACCCCCAGCAAAUGGAACCAGAAAAAAAUAUCAAAGGAAAGGAUUGACUGGCCGAGUGUUUACUUCUAGAACAGCUCGCAUGAAGUGGCAGCUUCUUGAACGCAGGAUCACAGACAUCAUCAUGCAGAAAAUGACUAUUUCCAAUAUGGAGUCUGAUAUGAAUAGGCUGCUCAAGCAACGGGAAGAACUCACAAAAAGACGAGAGAAACUUUCAAAGAGAAGGGAAAGGAUAGUCAAGGAGAAUGGAGAAGGAGAUAAAAAUGUGAUUAACAUCAAUGAAGAGAUGGAGUCAUUAACUGCUAAUAUAGAUUAUAUCAAUGAUAGUAUUUCUGAUUGUCAAGCCAAUAUCAUGCAGAUGGAAGAAGCAAAGGAAGAAGGAGAAAUAUUGGAUGUCACUGCAGUCAUUAACGCUUGCACACUUACAGAAGCCCGAUACCUUCUAGAUCACUUCCUGUCAAUGGGCAUCAAUAAGGGUCUUCAAGCUGCCCAGAAAGAGGCUCAAAUUAAAAUACUUGAAGGUCGGCUUAAACAAACUGAAAUAACCAGUGCUACACAAAACCAGCUCUUAUUCCAUAUGUUGAAAGAGAAAGCAGAAUUAAAUCCUGAGCUAGAUGCUUUACUAGGCCAUGCUUUACAAGAUCUAGAUAGCGUACCAUUAGAAAAUGUAGAGGACAGCACUGAUGAGGAUGUACCUUUAAACAGUCCAGGAUCAGAAGGAAGCUCACUGUCUUCAGACCUUAUGAAGCUUUGUGGUGAAGUGAAACCAAAAAGCAAGGCCCGAAGGAGAACCACCACUCAAAUGGAAUUGCUGUAUGCAGAUAGCAGUGAACUAGCUUCAGACACUAGUACAGGAGAUGCCUCCUUGCCUGGCCCUCUUACACCUGUUGCAGAAGGGCAAGAGAUUGGAAUGAAUACAGAGACAAGUACUUCUGCUAGGGAAAAAGAGCUCCCUCCCCCAUCUGGCUUCCCUUCUAAGAUAGGCAGCAUUUCCAGGCAGUCAUCCAUGUCAGAAAGAAAGCUACCAGAGCCUUCCCCUAUAACAAGGAGAAAGGCAUAUGAGAAAGCAGAAAAAUCAAAGGCAAAGGAACAAAAACACUCAGAUUCUGGAACCUCAGAGGCUAGUCUUUCACCUCCUCCUUCCCCACCAAGCCGGCCCCGUAAUGAGCUGAAUGUUUUUAAUCGUCUUACUGUUUCUCAGGGAAACACAUCAGUUCAGCAGGAUAAGUCUGAUGAAAGUGAUUCCUCUAUGUCGGAGGUACACAGAUCCUCCAGAAGGGGCAUAAUCAACCCGUUUCCCGCUUCAAAAGGAAUCAGAACUUCUCCACUUCAGUGUAUUCAUAUAGCUGAAGGGCAUACAAAAGCUGUGCUCUGUGUGGAUUCUACUGAUGAUCUUCUUUUCACUGGAUCAAAAGAUCGUACUUGUAAAGUAUGGAAUCUGGUGACUGGGCAGGAGAUAAUGUCACUGGGAGGUCAUCCCAACAAUGUAGUAUCUGUAAAAUAUUGUAAUUAUACAAGUUUGGUCUUCACUGUGUCAACAUCUUAUAUUAAGGUGUGGGAUAUCAGAGAUUCAGCAAAGUGUGUUCGAACGCUGACGUCUUCAGGUCAGGUUACUCUUGGAGAUGCUUGUUCUGCAAGUACUAGCCGAACAGUUGCUAUUCCUUCUGGGGAAAACCAGAUCAAUCAAAUUUCAUUAAACCCAACUGGGACUUUCCUCUAUGCAGCCUCUGGAAAUGCUGUCAGAAUGUGGGAUCUUAAAAGGUUUCAGUCCACAGGAAAGUUAACAGGACAUCUAGGCCCUGUUAUGUGUCUUACUGUAGAUCGGAUUUCUAAUGGACAAGAUCUAAUCAUCACUGGCUCCAAGGAUCAUUACAUCAAAAUGUUUGAUGUAACUGAAGGGGCCCUUGGAACUGUGAGUCCCACCCACAAUUUUGAGCCCCCUCAUUAUGAUGGCAUUGAAGCAUUAACCAUACAUGGGGAUAACCUAUUUAGUGGGUCCAGAGAUAAUGGAAUCAAGAAAUGGGAUUUAGCUCAAAAAGAUCUUCUACAGCAAGUUCCAAAUGCACAUAAGGAUUGGGUCUGUGCCCUGGCAGUGGUACCAGGCCACCCAGUUUUGCUCAGUGGCUGCAGAGGGGGCAUUUUGAAACUCUGGAACAUAGACACCUUUGUGCCUGUUGGAGAGAUGAAAGGCCAUGAGAGUCCUAUCAAUGCCAUAUGUGUUAAUUCCACCCACAUUUUUACUGCAGCUGAUGAUCGAACUGUAAGAAUUUGGAAGACUCGAAAUUUGCAAGAUGGUCAAAUCUCUGACACAGGAGAUUUGGGGGAAGAUAUUGCCAGUAAUUAAACAUGAGUGAAGAUA
Budorcas taxicolor (takin) is the source of this 5085-nucleotide messenger RNA. It is a transcript of the gene KIF21A, whose product is annotated as kinesin family member 21A. Bases 1 to 5070 code for a protein of 1689 amino acids. Gene Ontology annotation, biological process: mitotic spindle organization; microtubule-based movement. The transcript has 38 exons. The record is from RefSeq and is a predicted model, not a curated record. Gene Ontology annotation, molecular function: ATP binding; microtubule binding; microtubule motor activity. NCBI's taxonomy places the organism in Eukaryota, Metazoa, Chordata, Mammalia, Artiodactyla, Bovidae.